AUGGUUAAAAAAUUUUCAGGAAUAAUCUCUUUAACUUUUGUUUGUACACUUCUUGGUGUUCUAAGUCGUCUCGAGACAGUUGAAGGUUACGCGUGUGACCCUACCACUUGUCAACCACCAAAAUGUUUUUGCGCAACUACUAACCCUCCGGGUGGCUUGUCAGUCGACAAGACACCUCAAUUCUUCCUUUUAACUUUUGAUGAUUCGAUUCAAGAUCGUACCAUAAAUGUUGUAAAUCAACUUCUUGGAAAGAGAGUAAAUCCUAAUGGAUGUCCAAUUAAAACUACUUAUUAUGUUAGCACUCAAUAUACUGAUUUUUCAAUGGUUGCCGAUCAUACCAUGACACAUCCACAAGAUCCUUUUGAUGAUGAAAUUAUUGGAAACAAAAAAGCGCUCAAUGCUUUUGCUGGUAUUCCAAAUGGCAAGAUUUCAGGAUGGAGAUCCCCCUUCCUUAAUUGGCAACCAAAAACUUUUGAUAUCAUUGCCGAACAAGGAUUUCAAUAUGAUUCCUCAACGACUGCCUUACCGGAAGAUGCUACUUGGCCUUAUACUAUGGAUAACGGUUUAUAUAAUGAUUGCUGGAAAGGUUUUUGUGAUACAGUUAAGCAUCCCGGUGUAUUUGAAAUCCCGAUGGCUGCUCUUAUAGAUGAAAAGGGUUUACCACAUUUAAUGGAUCCAAUGCUUGAUGGACCACCAGAAACGGUUCAGAAAUGGUUACAAGACAAUUUCAUUCGUCAUGGAACACAAGGAAAAACUCCCUUCGGUCUAUACCUUCACCCGGUUCAACUUGCUUCCGACAUACCAGGUCGACCAGAUCCCAAACCAAGUAUUCAAAUGAUUGAGGACUUUUUAGAUUGGGCUCUCAAACAGCCAGAUACUUGGUUUGUAACCAGUCAACAGUUGUUGGAAUGGAUGAAAAAUCCGGUUCCGGCCGAUCAACUUAAAGAUUAUCCACCUUUCUCAUGCCAGGCUCCUAAAAUUGGAAGAGAAAUUUGCAAUGGUUUGGAUGAUGACGGAAACGGGACAAUAGAUGAUGGACUUAAAGAAACGUGUAAUUUCAACACGGAAGUAUGGAGUACUUGUUACGGAUGUCCUAAUGCUAUCCCAUCUCUUAGCAAUCCUGUUCCAGAUGGUGGUAGCCGUGCUCGUGUACCAACAACUUGUGAUACGGUUUGGUGGGACCCCAUUGGUAAUCAAUGUCUCUGUCAAAGUGAUUCAUGCGCGUACACUGAUUUAAGUAAAGCACCGGGUUUGGUUGGAAACAGCACUAAUGGUUCCGGCAAAAGUGAUAAUGGCAAAUCUAAAUCAAACGGAGCAAAUUCAAUAACUGGUUGGGGUAUAAUGACUUUGAUACCAGUCAUAUAUACAUUUGUACAAUGGAUCUUUUAA
Funneliformis caledonium is the source of this 1389-nucleotide messenger RNA. NCBI's taxonomy places the organism in Eukaryota, Fungi, Glomeromycota, Glomeromycetes, Glomerales, Glomeraceae. The record is from the annotation of a GenBank genome assembly.